Molecule: messenger RNA, 627 nt
Organism: Chanos chanos (milkfish)
Lineage: Eukaryota; Metazoa; Chordata; Actinopteri; Gonorynchiformes; Chanidae
Product: fibroblast growth factor 4A-like
Exons: 5
Coding region: 1-627 (208 amino acids)
Molecular function (GO): growth factor activity
Source: RefSeq, a predicted model, not a curated record
AUGCAAGGAGAUAUAAGGAGAAAGGAGUAUGAGAGAAAAGUCAGAGAGCGUGAAGGAGACACACUGACCCAGCAGAAUGGAGAUGCAGAUUCUAGGCUCUCUGGGGAUUUGGGUGGUCGAUUACGACGUCUCUGGCAGUUGUCCAUGAAAGAAUCAAAACAGAAUGAUAAAGUAUCUGUUCACACCACAUUGACAACAGAGCCACAUCCUCAUCCAGUCAAAGAGAUCAUCACACAGAAGCUGCUGUACUGCCGCGUGGGGAUUGGCUACCACCUUCAGAUCCUGUCCAAUGGGAGCGUGGGGGGUGUCCAUGAACCCACCGAGUACAGUUUACUGAGGCUGUUUGCCAUGAAACGUGGAGUAGUAGGCAUACGUGGUGUGAAGAGCGGCCUGUAUUUAUGUAUGAACGAAGAGGGAAUGUCACAUGGUGAGAGCAAGUUCUCGCCUGACUGUUUGUUGAAGGAGAACCUGGAGGAGAACCACUAUACGACCUACUCCUCGCUGUCUCACCCAGGCCUGUAUUUAGCCCUGUCUCACCGCGGCCAGCUCAGACGGGGAAACAACGUGGGCAGACACCAGGCCUGCACACACUUCCUGCCUCGCAAGGUCCCGAUCAACCUCAGCUGA